AUGUAUUAAGUCUUUAUUAGUGGUUUGCCAUAUACUGCUUCAGAAAAUGAUGUUUAAUCUCUUUUUGAAGACUGCGGAGAGAUCCUGUAAUUCAUAUUUAUCUAAACUAGUUCCAUUAAAUUGCCCAGAUAUUAGGAUUCAAACAGACUUCUAGGAUAUGGUCAUAUCACAUUUAGUGAUUCCGAAGCUAUUUAAAAAGCCUUAGCACUUAAUGGUACUCAAUUAGGCGGCAGAUAUAUCGAUGUCAAAGAGGCCAAAGGAACUCAGCCUCAAAAACCAAAUGUUCCUCCUCCUGAUUGUCUCACAAUCUUCGUCAAAAAUCUCUCCUAUGAUCUGAACGCCGAUUAAAUCGGAGACUCCUUUAGACCUUGUGGUAAAGUAGCAAAUGUUAGAAUGGUGUACAACACUGUAACCAAGAAUUUUAAAGGCUUUGCUUAUAUAGAUUUCGAAGAUCAUUAAUCAGUGAUUAAGGCCUUAUAAAUGAAUGGAAAAAAGGUUCACGGAAGGCAAGUCUAAGUUGAUUUUGAUGUCAAAAAGCCUAAAGCAGGAUAUAGAUAUCAACCGAAACAAGUCGAAUAAUAAAACAAAUAUAACAAAGAAUAUUAAGAAAUUUAGAAAAAGAAAAUCAAAAAGGAAAAAGCUGUCGAAAAAGUCAAGAAAAUUAAGAACUUUGCUGAAACUCAAAAAUAAAUAUCUGCUCAAAGAAAUAAACAAUAAAUAUGA
Molecule: messenger RNA, 723 nt
Organism: Paramecium octaurelia
Lineage: Eukaryota; Ciliophora; Oligohymenophorea; Peniculida; Parameciidae
Source: the annotation of a GenBank genome assembly